Messenger RNA from Larimichthys crocea (large yellow croaker), 7427 nucleotides. RefSeq names its product RAD54 like 2 (gene rad54l2). NCBI's taxonomy places the organism in Eukaryota, Metazoa, Chordata, Actinopteri, Sciaenidae. Bases 250 to 4797 code for a protein of 1515 amino acids. The record is from RefSeq and is a predicted model, not a curated record. Gene Ontology annotation, molecular function: ATP binding; ATP hydrolysis activity. Gene Ontology annotation, cellular component: nucleus. The transcript has 22 exons.
UCGGAUGGAACCCUUGUUGGAGUUGGCUGCACGGGGGACGUGUAUUUAUGUCACACUGGGCACAAAAAAAAAUGGAAAUUAGCAUCGUUGAUGUGUUUCAUGUUUGCUCGUCGGUCUCUGCUCGUGCUAACUGAUCCGGUCGGUGUGUGCGGGGCGUGCGGGCUUUCCUGAACAGCGACAGCGUGGCCGCGUGACAAGGGCUCCUCAUGAAGGUGUGUAGGUAAUACUCUGAGAGCCUUGUAAGACGCCAUGUCUGAAGAGGCCAUUUCGGAAAGUGACCUGGAGCCCAGCCUUAACAGUGAAGAGGAGUAUCUGGAAAAUGAGGAAGACGAGGAAAUGGAGGACAUGGAGGAAGAUGAGGAUGAAAAUGAUGGAGACGAUGAAGAUGAUAGCGUUGAUCGACCUGCGAGCGCCCAGAGCAGGGCAGAAACGACCCAGGAUGGCAGGGACUCCGCUUCAGCUACCUCUGGAGAGCCAUCCUCAGAGCCUCCGUCUCGCCCUGCGUCCCCCUCGUCCUCCAGGUCUCCCUCCAGGCCCGCCUCUCGCUCUCAGCCUCCGACCAGCCCGGAGAACUCGAGCCAGAGCAAGCCACCCUCCAGCAAAACAAAGAAACAAAAAGCCUCUAAAUUAACCAAAUCCUCAAAGUCUUCAAAAGGCUCCAAACUUUCUAAGCCAUCUAAGCCUGCACACAUGAGGAAGAAUAUCAGAAAGCUGCUCAAAGAUGAUCAGCUGGAGGCCGGGACCAAGGCUGCUCAGCAGGAGGAGAUGGACAGGCGGAAACGCCUGGAGCAGCAGAGGAAGGACUUUCCUACACCGGCCCCAACGGUCCCAGACUCUCAGCUAGUGGAGGCUGCUUCACUUUUAGGGGAAGUAUCUCACUUUGUCCCUGAUCUCCGGAGCAAGCAGGACGUGAUCUGUCUGGACAGCAGCGGUGACGAGGAUGAAAAAGUGGACCCCAAGCUGCCUGCCCUUUGCCACUCUGCCAUUAGAGAUGAUAUAAUCGAGCUUAGUUCCGGGGACGAGGAUGCCCAGCAGAUAAGCAGCGAGUCGGCCGACGAGGAUGCCGAUGGCACCAACGGCUCAGAGGAGAGCAGCGGGGCGCACAUCAACGACGCUUUAAACCUGCCUGACGCCCAGGGUCAAGUGCUGGUUAAUAUCAAUCACCCUGCAGAGGAGAAAGACCUUUACCUCGCACCACAGCUGGCCAGGGCUGUCAAACCUCACCAGAUCGGGGGAAUCCGGUUUCUUUAUGAUAACCUCAUCGAGUCUCUGGAACGCUAUAAGACCAGCAGUGGCUUUGGGUGCAUCCUCGCUCACAGCAUGGGGUUAGGCAAGACCCUGCAGGUCAUUUCCUUCAUUGACAUCCUGCUGAUGAAUACCGAGGCUCACACUGUGCUGGCCAUUGUUCCUGUGAACACGCUUCAAAACUGGCUGUCGGAGUUUAACCUCUGGCUCCCACCCCAGGAAGCCCUUUCCCCUGACACCGACCCAACACUCGUCACAGGCCGAGCAUUCAAAGUUCACAUUCUCAACGACGAGCACAAAACAACGCUGGCCAGGGCUAAGGUUGUGGAGGACUGGUCCAGAGAUGGAGGGGUGUUGCUGAUGGGUUAUGAGAUGUACCGCCUGCUGUCCAUGAAGAAGAGCUUUGUGAUGGGCAAGAAGAGGAAAUCGAAGAAGCCAGCAGGACCAAUCAUUAUUGACCUGGAUGAAGAAGAUAGACAGCAGGAGCUCAUGAAAGGUAUUGAAAGAGCCAUAGCGCGGCCUGGCCCAGAUGUGGUGAUAUGUGACGAGGGUCAUCGCAUUAAGAACUACCACGCCAGCACGUCACAGGCUCUGAAGAACAUCCGCUCCCGGCGCAGAGUGGUACUGACGGGUUACCCGUUGCAGAACAACCUCAUCGAAUACUGGUGCAUGGUGGACUUUGUUAGGCCCGACUUUUUAGGCACGCGUCAGGAGUUCAGCAACAUGUUUGAGCGUCCCAUUCUGAACGGGCAGUGCGUGGACAGCACGCCUCAAGACGUCCGCCUGAUGCGCUACCGCAGCCACGUACUGCACAGCCUGCUGGAAGGUUUCGUCCAGAGGCGUGGUCAUGAUGUGCUGCGAGACCAGCUUCCCUCCAAGGAGGAGCAUGUGAUCUUGGUGCGGCUCUCUCCCAUUCAAAGGGCGCUGUAUACCGAGUUCAUGAAACGCUUUCGAGAAGCGGGGAACAACGGCUGGCUCGGUCUGAACCCACUCAAAGCUUUCUGCGUGUGCUGCAAGAUCUGGAAUCACCCAGACGUCCUCUAUGAAGCCCUGCAGAAGGAGAAUCAGGCCAAUGAGCAGGACCUGGACCUCGAUGACAUCACCUCGGCUAGUAACCCCCGUUGCCCUGGCUCGGGUGCUGGCCUCAAAGCCAAAGUAGCCGACUCGAGCAACAGCAAAGUCAACAACACCCUGCCACCACUCAAUCCCUCCCAAGAUAGAGCCAAUCAAGUCAUCACAUAUGAAUGGGCAAAGGACAUAAUGUCAAACUACCAGACAGGAGUUCUGGAGAACUCUGCCAAGAUGCUUCUGCUCUUCCAUUUGAUUGAUGAGAGUGUGAGAAGAAGAGACAAGAUUUUGGUCUUUAGUCAAAGUUUGUCCACCCUGACCGUCAUUGAGGACUUCUUAUCAAAGAGACCCAUGCCGACAGGCAUCGCCUCCUCUGACACCAAGAGCCAAACCUGGGUUCGCAACCUCAAUUACUACAGAUUGGACGGGAGUACAUCUGCCUCAGAAAGAGAGCGGCUUAUCAACCAGUUUAACGACCCAGAGAACACUGCAACAUGGGUAUUUCUACUUUCAACAAGAGCGGGCUGUUUGGGGGUAAAUCUGAUUGGGGCCAACCGCGUCGUCGUGUUUGAUGCCUCCUGGAACCCAUGUCACGAUGCCCAAGCGGUGUGUAGGGUGUACCGCUAUGGACAGAGGAAACCCUGCUUCAUUUACCGCCUUGUGUGUGAUUUCACCUUGGAGAAAAAGAUCUAUGACCGACAGGUCUCCAAACAGGGCAUGUCUGACCGCGUGGUUGACGACCUGAACCCUGUGCUGAACUUCACUCGUAAGGAAGUGGAGUCGCUGCUGCAUUUUGUGGAAGAGGAACCCGACAAAAUCUCUCUGGAAACCCGGGAGGAGUUAGAGACAGUGAUAUACCAAGCUUGUCAUCUUUACCCACACCUCAUCACCAAGCAACCUUUCCAUCAUGAGUCUCUCCUGGUCGACCGCAAGGAGUCGAAACUGACCAAAGCAGAGAAGAGAGCCGCCAAGAAGAGCUACGAGGAUGAAAAACGAGCCUCGGUGCCCUACUCUCGCCCAUCGUAUGCCCCCUAUUACCCAACCAGUGACCAGGCACUCUCAAACAUACCGGCAUUUAACCAACGUGGCUGGCGUCCCAUGGCACGGCCAGAUGACAAGCCCGUGGCAAGUGUCAGGCCCAUCCAGUCGACCCCAAUCCCUAUGAUGCCUCGCCAGGUCGGCAUGGGCAUGGCUGGCUCCAGUUCAGCUGGCAGCCUGCCUGUCAACUUCCUGCAGAAAGCCGGAGUUUAUGUGCAGAGGAUCGUCACCACGACUGAUAUUGUAAUUCCAGGAGCCAACAGCACAACCGACGUUCAAGCUCGGAUCAGCGCAGGAGAGAGCAUCCAUGUCAUCAGAGGAUCUAAAGGUACCUACAUCAGGACGAACGACGGAAGAAUUUUUGCUAUUCGAUCUGGAAAGAUCAGUAGACCGGCAAUCGGGGGCUCAGCUGCUUCGAGAGACACCCAGGGUUCCCUGAGCCAUCCAGUCAGUAAUGGCUGUUCAUCCCCUGUGGAUCAACAGCAGCAAUCCCCCAACGGCGAGCAGCGGCCCUCCUCUCCCUUAAGCUCUGAGAUUCUCAGAGAGAUCAGCCGCUACACCUCGUCCACAAGCGACGCCGCUGCCGCCGGCAUGGGGAAUGAACUGCCGUCGCCGUCGGACGCGUCGGCCGUGCCAGCAGGGGAUGAAGGCAGCUCGCAGAACAAUGAGACCAGUGAUCUCGGUAGGCAGCUCGGUGACGACCUCCUGAGCUCGGCUUUGGAGAUGCGCGGGAGCAAACGCAGGAGUACUGAAAACCAGGGCAACACACAAAUAGGAGGCAAGCGCGCCUCCGCUGCGGCGCAUUUCCCUGGACUGUCCAUGAGCUCUGGUGGGCUCAGUUUCCCUCCCGUGGGUCUGAACUCCUCCUCCUUACUGGGAAACCUAGGUCACAUGAGUCACCAACUUCUGAUGGGUGGUAGCAGUGGGUCAUCAUUCCUUCAAACGCCAGGACAGACACUAGCUGACCUCCAGGCCAUGUUCCCCUCUGCAGGUUCGGACCUACUGAGACAGUCUGCCACAGGGAACGGACACCUUUCCACCCCCUCCUCGUCCUCUCUGCCCACUGUUUUCUCCUCCGCUUCCACCACCAUGCCUAUGUCAUCCUCACCCACGGCGGCGCCUUCUUCCUCCCUGGCAUCAGGUUCUCUGCCUCCGUACUUGAUGAAUCCCAACAUGGCCGGCCUGCUCUCGACAGGCUUCCCACUCAGUCAGUACAGUCAGUCGCUGCUCUCCGAGCCCAGGAUGUUCUCCUCCCCUCUCCUCUCCGGGUCGGGGGGAUUCCCUACACCCAACUCCAGCUCUACUACAUCCAGUUUCCUCUCCCAUUUCAACAAUCCAACUUCCAGCCUGUUGGGGGCAGCUCUGACGCAACCGGACCGACAUCAGAGUACGGAGAACGGUGGCAGUAGUUCUGACGACGACGUUAUAGAGGUGACAGGACAGUAAAACUCAAACAGCCCCGGAGAGGCCGUCUCACACACACUUUAACAAUCCUGGUUAACAUAACGUACAUUAGGAAUGGGAAUGAUUAUGCGGUAAAUGUUACGGUAUCUGCCCUUUUGGUUUAGAUCCAUGAAUGUGAGAACACAUGAGCAAAGUAAGGUCAAGAAAAAAAUGUGAAAAUAAAUAAAACUUGUUAAUCCUGAACAUACAAUGACAAGUUAAAUGUGUUUCUAGCCAUUCAAACAGUUUGUCAUAAACUGCAUUCCCAUUCCUAAUCACACACACACAUACGCACACACGUGGACUCUCACCUGCAAAACGAGAGACUCAUCUUGUACCUUAAUGACUUCACAAAGUCAGAGUAACAAAUCCUUAUGCUGAAUAUCGCAGACUUGUUCAGCUGGAGCAUCAGAGCAGUGGGAACAGACGCUUGUCGUACGGGGGACCAGCUGAAUUCUUUCGGGAUGGAGGGAGGGUGGUGGCUUUCUAAGCACAGCCUCUCCUGUUACACUUUUAAGCCUCGCCGUGCUGUUAAGUUUCAAUGUCCUCUGAAUUCAGGUGGAAUAAUGUGAUGAAAAGCUGAGCGCAAACCAGGGUUUGACUCGCUUUUGACAGCCGCGCUCACCUGCUGAACACUAAUUUACUAAUUCCUCGUCAGCGGUUUCCUUUUUCUAGUGAACAAAACUGGAAAAAAAAAAUACACACACCACAGUAAACAGCAGCAGUGGCUACAAACUCCACUUGACAGUGUAUUUAGAGAGAAAUCCUUCAAGGCUUACCUUUAACAACAGAAAUUUUAGGCUUUCAGAGCAUAUUUUAGUCUUUAGCAAUUUGAUAGACAUUGUAGCAUCCCCUGUCGAAAGGAUAUUAUGUGUGAUACUAUAACUGAACAUGUUGAUACUUUGUAAAUAGUCAUUAUCAUUGUUUUUAUUGCAAGUCAAUACUGUGCAGUGUGUAGAUUUGGUCGUAGGGAGAUGGUUCAUUAUCACAGCGACUAUCAUGACGAGAAAUAAGCCCUCGCGUUGAUGCAGGAGAAACAAAUUUCUGUUCAACUUUAUAAUUUCCUUCCUUUUUUUAAUUUUUUGUUCAUUUAAACCUAAAAUGAAUGUACUUUCAUGUUAGCCUUUGAUAACACAGGGGCUGGGGACAAGGAUUCGGACUGUGUUCUUUAAUUUUUAGCCUUAAAUAAAUAACACAAAGGGGUCUUGAGUCUUAGCAUUUAUCUUAGUACAUUCUUUUUUUUACGAAGAACUACUGAGCAUCUAGACAGUCGGUGUCACACUCGAACACAAGUGUAGGGCAGGUUCAGCAUUGCGACUAAAAGCACCAAGUGUUGGAGCCUAGAAAGGAGCACAAACCAAGAUUUAAUGUUGCUACAUCAUUGAGCAGAAACUUGUCUUUAUGUUGCCCCAUACGUCAUCUGUCGAUACGCCAUCUGUCGGUCAAUCUACAUGUAGUUUCUUAUGGGUUUUUUUUUUUUUUUAGAACCUCGCUGAGAACAGACAUAAACCUAAACUGUAGAAAAACAUUGCAUUCAUGCAGCAUGAGUGUCUUUAGUCAACGAUGCCACCAACCAUCGAACCGGAUAACAUUUCACAACAACCACCUGUGACGGACAGAAGCAGGUCAGGUGGUGUGGUGGCCUUACCCAGCUGACGGUGCCAUUACGUGGUAGCUUUUCACAGAGGUGCAUCUUUUUUAAAAGCAGUGCAGUGUUAAGUAGCUUCCGUCAGUAGUGUCAGUCGGUAUCCGCAGUGCUUUAGGGCGUUUGCUGUUCUCUGUAGCCUUGUGUUUCCGUGUUGUGAUGACACCUCAUGGUAUGUAGAUUUAGGAAAGUCAAUUUCCUCCGUUGGUAAAAAAAUAAAUAAAAAUAGGCUAGACACAGUGGUUAUUAGCCUUUUAGAAAACACUGGAUAACCUGAGACAACAGGUCAUUCCCUAUGAAGUUACAGUUUUUGUAGAGAUGUUUUCUUGUGGGUAUCUUUUGCUCCCACACUCACUGAGUACUGUUUUUAUUUGCUACUGGCUCAUUCCCUGAUAUUCUUUUGUUACAGACGCUUCAUUUCUGUCAUCUCCAGUUUUCUUCUGCACGUCUUGGGAACUUGUGAUGGGUUAGUUUCAAAUUUGAAUGCAGAGCUGGCACUUUGAGAAAAAACAAAAAAAGGAUCAUAUCUACUUGUGAACUGUACAAAAGGUACAUCGUACUGACACCACGUCUUUAUUCUCAGUCCUCUCAAUCCUUCGGAAAACACUUUGCAUUUGAAUCUUGGGAAUCAUCAGUUUAUAAACAAACAACAAAAAACUUGUCUGCCAUUUCUUGUCAGUUAUGUGCAUUUUUAUGUUUCAUGGGAAUUUUUUCAUUUUUAAAAAAAAUGUUUUUUAUAACUUCUUAUUGGUGUUCACUCACCUGGCAGUCGUUUCUCCCUUAUUUCAAUGUAAGUGUCUGAAAUUUAUUUAUUUAUGAUGGAAAAUAUAUUGUUUUUUGUAAUUGCAUUUUUUAACCUUUUGUUCUCUUUGACCCAUUGAUGGCUGAUCCAGUAAGAAUUUCGUACAUGCAGCCUAGAUCGAAGAAGAAUAUGACUGUGUUAUCAAUGUUAUUUUAACAAUAAAACACUCUUCUAUUGCAGUGUGAA